AAGGGCAAAAUGUCUGAACAGAUGAAGUAUUGCAGUCAGAUAUUGAAGGAGUUGUUCGCCAAAAAGCAUGCGGGCUAUGCCUGGCCUUUCUAUAAGCCCGUCGACGCAGAGCUCCUACAACUCCAUGACUACCACGAGAUUAUCAAAAACCCUAUGGAUUUGGGAACCGUUGAAGUAAAGAUGGAGAACAGACAGUACCGAAAGCCCGAAGAGUUUGCAUCUGAUGUGCGCUUAAUAUUUACCAAUUGUUACAAAUAUAACCCUCCGGAUCAUGAAGUGCCCGGAAUGGCCAGAAAACUACAGAACGUGUUUGAAAUGAAGUUCGCUUCGAUGCCGUCUGAGCCGCCGCACGGAGUUUCGCUUACAGACCAUACGGACAGCUCCGGCAGCAGUUCCAGCGGUAGUUCCACUCCCACCUCAUCCAGCAGUGAGAGUGAGAGCGAAAACGAGAAUAAGAUAAGGCUAUUGAAGAGGUUGAAGGAAGUGACGGAACAGAUCUCAAUGUUAGCACAAGAAGGCGGCAAAAAGAAGGCUAAAAUGAGGAAAAGAAAAACUCAAAGCACUUCCAAGAAGGAGAAGGAAGAGUCCUCGAAGUCGGACAUUAAGAAAGAGAAGGAAGACAUAGUGGACGGCACGUCGGCCUCACUAAUGGCCGGCGGAAGCAAUAUAUCACUUAUCGGUAAGGCGUCGAAGGCCUCUAAAGCCAUGUCCGGCGCCUCAAAGGCCCAAAACUCUGCUCACAAGUCGAGUGCCGCGACCGCACCCGCGAAGAGACAGAGAACUAAUAGUAAAGCUAACAAAAAGAACGCGAAAGUAAUGCCAGUGUUUGACAGCGAAGACGAAGACAACGCCAAACCCAUGUCUUAUGACGAGAAACGACAGCUCAGUCUUGACAUCAAUAAACUGCCGGGUGAUAAAUUACAAAAUGUAAUUAUUAUAAUCCAAUCUCGAGAUCCAGACUCUAUUCGGACAAAUCCCGGUCAAAUAGAGAUAGAUUUUGAAACAUUAAAGCCGUCAACACUGCGAGAGUUGGAGAGAUAUGUGGCGACCUGUUUGCGGAAGAAACCCCGAAAGCCUUACAACACGAAGAACAAGCAGGCGUUGGCUUUGGCAGCCGCUGCCAAGACUAAGGAGGAACAGGAGAAGAAGAAACAGGAACUCGAGAAGAGACUGCAGGACGUGAGCGGACAGUUGGGAGCGGCAAUAUUAAGUUCCCGUCAGAGCCCACUACUGUCUAUGAGAUAUCGUUAA
Messenger RNA from Medioppia subpectinata, 1251 nucleotides. The record is from the annotation of a GenBank genome assembly. Lineage: Eukaryota; Metazoa; Arthropoda; Arachnida; Sarcoptiformes; Oppiidae.